Messenger RNA from Bacidia gigantensis, 1701 nucleotides. RefSeq lists its product as uncharacterized. NCBI's taxonomy places the organism in Eukaryota, Fungi, Ascomycota, Lecanoromycetes, Lecanorales, Ramalinaceae. The record is from RefSeq and is a predicted model, not a curated record. The transcript is spliced from 7 exons. Bases 1 to 1701 code for a protein of 566 amino acids.
AUGUAUGUUGGCAUGGGCAGAUCAGCGACACCAGCUUUGGAGACCCUCCAACAGAUCCUAGGUUAUGAGCAGUGUGCCGCAGAGGAACAAUGGUACUCCCAAGAUUCUGAGAGACUGUUUGAAUCAGACAGUUCCAAAUCUUGGAUUGAUCUGCAUCUUUUAGAGUCUCAUCAAAUUCACAAGACUCGACUCAGCGCUGAAAAGUACGGACGAUAUCAUGAGUACCCAAGGCCGGGUGCUGAAACACCAAUCGAAGAGUCCGCAUCGGAUAAUUCAAUACAUCCACCCCCGGCGUAUGAUUCGACUCUCGAAGAUGACAACCAGGUUAUUCGGUGUCCUCUUUCAGAGGAGGCUGAAGGGUCGGUAGUCAUGUCGAGGAGGAUCAGGAGUCCCGACGAGCUCAGGAGAGUCUCCUCUGAGACCAAUACGCGUACACGUUUAUGUUUCGUCAGGCAGUAUCAUUCUUUCGGUCGCUUGCGUAUUCAUAAAGAUCUUUUCGAGGCCCUACUCUCAGCUUUCCAGAUCUUGCCAAGGUUCAGGGAAUUCGCUCUCUCUUUCGGCUUCAAGGAGACGGAGACUGAAGUGGCCCACCCUCCUCUUAAAUUUCGAACAUUGUUCCCGCCUCGCACAACAGAUGUAGCCCCAACUAAUAGUGGAUUCGAAUGUGCCUAUGCGAUCAGAUAUGUAGAUCUCAAUAAGCGGAGAGACGACAAACCCUGGUCAUUGCGGCAGACAGCUGUCUACCAUCGAUAUGAUGCGCAGGUGCAGACAUCUACUUGGUGUUGUGUUGCGGCAUCAGAACAAGUAGAGACUUGCUUGGACCAAUUCGCCGAGGCAUUUCAGCGUUGCGACGCGACUACCUCGUUUGGAGCCCAUGCCAUGCUUCUUGAUACCGCACUCGUAGGCUGGCGGCCUUUCAUGAUAAACUUGACAGAGAGGAUCAACCAGCAGUCAGACAAGAUACUCGUCGCCUCGACCGAUGAAAGACAGCCACUUAGCUUAGUAGACAUUGACGAUCGUCAAUCCUUAAAAGACCUCGAAGACGAGGUCCUCGAUAUUAUUCUAGCUUUAGACUCACUAUUUGAAACCAUUGACGCCCUAUCGAACAAGUUUGAUCAGUAUCGCCACCUGAAUGCUGAACUUACUGGCCAGGUUAUAGACGGGUUUGACAACCAAAUAGUAGCCCAGGCCUUUCAAGAAAGACGUGCAACAGUCAAUAUACACCGAAGAAAGAUCCAGAACUUAUACGAGAAAGUCAAGGGGAUGAUCAGCCUUUUAUCUAGCAUUCUUGAUCUCGGCAAUGGGUCCUCGCUGAAAAUGCUUGCUGCAGAAGCAACGAGCGAAAAUAUAGCUAUGCGCCGUCUAGUCGAAAAGAGUACGCAAGAUGCUGCGGCUGUAAAAGUACUUACAGUCAUUACGCUGAUUUUUCUUCCCGCGACGGUCGUCUCUAACUUCUUCUCAAGCGAAUUUGUUACAACAAAUUCCCGUAAGGACGUCAACACUGUUGUGCUGACAUCUAACGCAUGGCUUUUCGCAGCAAUAUCCGUACCUCUGACCCUUGUGACUCUCUUCAUCUGGUGGGCAUGGAUCAAGCUACAAGGAAGAUCGAGUAUGAAGUGGACAAAUCAGCGAAUCACACCCCUUAGUAAAAUUUGGACACCCCAGCCGAAGCUUGAUACGCUUGAGACCAAGAUUACUUGA